AUGGCGAUACUGGACGCGACAAGCACGCUACACCAUAGGGCGCUGUCCUCGGAAUCCCUGCUCAACGCUCAGUAUGUGCUGCAAUACACCCAGACAGCAGCGCCGAUUGCGCUCCUACUGGUCUUCAUCGGCGCCUUCAUCGCCAGCUCCAUUAUCUCUGCCAGGCGGCUGACUCCCAAUGGCAACGCCGCUUAUGGCCCUGGCGGUCGACCUCUGCCGAAGCGAACCAGAAGUACUAUGACCGUCUUGAGAGAUCGCCAAGAGAUCUCUCCUAGAUUUCGACUCAUUUUCCAGUGGCUUGCAGUAGCCGUGCUGUUGUCCUAUGUUGUAGAUGCUGCUAUUAAUAUAUCUCACGCUGUAAUAUACCGUUCCGAGCAUUGGUGGCGCGGCCAGGCCACAGUGAUCUACCUUGUUGGCAGCUUCUUCGUUCACGCUCUGAUCCUGAUCUCCCUCGUCGACACCACACCUUCACCAACCUGCGCCCAAUUUAUUCCAUGGGUAGUGGCCGUGGUAAUCGAGCUUAUCAUCUGUGGAACCUCCCUGGCCAUAUAUACCAGCCCGCAUCGCGAACCGACCGUAGGCGAUCCGAACGGCGGCCAUCUCCGGAAAAGCAUCACUGGCUGGGAAGUUGCCGAAGUGAUCUCGCACACGAGCCGGGUCACUUUUCUUGCUGCCCUUGUCUUUUUGUACCUCGCCUCUACCAAUCGAUAUUUCACUCGUCGUAAGGCCGAUCCGCGUUUGGCUGGUGAUAUAUCGGAGACGACUGGUCUCCUACAUCCAUCUUCUGCCGAAGUUGGUGUCGCCAACGGGUCUGGGUAUGGUGCCACCUAUAUAAACGGAACAAACGCCACAAACGGUACGACUGGCGCAAACGGUACGACUGGCGCAAAUGGCACGACUGGCGCAAAUGGCACGAAUGGCCACGCAUCAUCGACCGAACGCCCUGUCGAUCCUUGGGUUCGUCCGACGACGGUUCCAUCAACAAGCUGGUGGGAAUAUCUUAGUGGCUAUUCACUCUUCUUUCCCUACCUCUGGCCGUCGAAAUCUCGCCAAUUGCAGAUAGUUGUCGUCAUUUGUUUUGUUCUGAUCCUUCUACAGCGGGUUGUCAACGUAUUGGUUCCCAUCCAAGCUGGUAGAAUAACCAACAUCUUAUCAGAAGAUGAAGGGAAAAACCAGCGUAUUCCUUGGUUUCAGAUCUGCCUCUAUAUACUCUACCGUUGGCUGCAGGGAAACCAAGGUCUGAUCGGGUCCCUACGGUCUAGCUUGUGGAUCCCCGUUGGUCAGUAUUCCUACAUGGAGCUGUCGACCGCAGCAUUCGAGCAUGUUCACAGUCUCAGUCUGGAUUUCCACCUGGGUAAAAAGACAGGAGAAGUACUUUCAGCUUUGAGCAAAGGCAAUUCGAUUAAUACCUUUCUCGAGCAAGUCACUUUCCAAGUGGUGCCCAUGUUGAUCGAUUUGGGUGUCGCAAUCGGAUACUUCUUGGUGGCUUUUGAUGCAUACUACGCGCUCGUUGUGGCUAUUGUUACUUUUUGUUAUCUCUAUGUAACGAUUCGAAUGGCGCAGUGGCGAGCUGAAAUAAGGCGCCAGAUGGUUAAUGCGUCUCGACAGGAGGACGCCGUCAAGAACGACUCGAUGGUUUCUUACGAAACCGUCAAAUAUUUUAAUGCGGAAUCCUAUGAAUUCGACCGCUACCGGACAGCUGUCAGCGACUUUCAAAAGGCUGAAUAUCACGUUCUCUUUUCUUUGACGUUGAUGAACACUUGUCAAAACACUGUUUUCAUGCUGGGUCUCCUGGUAACCUGUUUUAUUGCGGCCUAUCAAGUCUCCACCGGUCAACGGUCAGUCGGUGAUUUUGUCGUCCUUUUGACUUACAUGGCGCAGCUCCAGGGCCCGUUGAAUUUCUUUGGCACAUUUUAUCGAUCGAUCCAAUCUGCCCUGAUCAAUUCCGAGCGUAUGCUGGAAUUAUUCCGAGAGCAGCCAACUGUAACCGACCUGCCUCAUGCUACGCCGAUAAGUGGUUGUCGGGGUGACAUUGUCUUUGAUAAUGUCGAGUUCUCAUACGACUCUCGAAAGCCAGCCCUUAAUGGGCUGACUUUCCAUUGCCGUCCCGGAACGACCACUGCGCUAGUGGGAGAAUCUGGUGGUGGUAAAUCGACUGUGUUCCGUCUUCUUUUCCGAUUCUAUAACGCCGCUCGAGGAACCAUUCGUGUCGACAACCAGGACGUUCAAGACGUGACUAUUGACUCAAUUCGCCGCCACAUUGGUGUCGUGCCACAAGACACUGUGUUGUUCAAUGAGACCUUGAUGUACAAUUUGAAAUACGCAUGUCCCGGUGUAAGUAAUGAGGAUGUAUACGAGGCCUGCCGAGCCGCCAGCAUUCACGACAAAAUCCUUACAUUCCCCGACGGCUACCAGACGAAAGUUGGAGAACGUGGAUUGCGAUUGAGUGGUGGAGAAAAGCAGCGCGUUGCCAUUGCUCGUACAAUUUUGAAGAAUCCUCGGAUUAUUCUUCUUGAUGAAGCAACUGCAGCCCUUGAUACUGAAACUGAAGAGCACAUUCAAGGUGCAUUGUCGACACUUUCGCGAGGACGUACUAUGCUUGUCAUUGCUCAUCGAUUGAGCACCAUCACCACCGCAGAUCAAAUUUUGGUUUUGAACGACGGCAAAGUCUCAGAACGAGGCACCCAUGAAGAGCUGCUGGCUAUGAAGGGUCGUUAUGCGAGCAUGUGGCGCAAGCAGAUUCGUGCCCAGAAGGCAGCAGCCGAAGCCCAAGUGCUUCAAAACCGGGCUCAACGCCUUCGAAGUGCCUCGACCAGUGCAGCCAACGCCGACGAUAGUUCCAGUCAGUCCGAGGAGGAACGAAACGCCAAUUCUGGAUCACCUGGCAAUCGGGAUUCAUCGGCACGGGUUACAAGCCGAGCUGACGACAGCCACGACACCAGCCCUAAUGGACGGACUUAA
This is a messenger RNA of Talaromyces rugulosus, 2961 nucleotides long. RefSeq lists its product as uncharacterized. The record is from RefSeq and is a predicted model, not a curated record. Gene Ontology annotation, cellular component: membrane. Bases 1 to 2961 code for a protein of 986 amino acids. NCBI's taxonomy places the organism in Eukaryota, Fungi, Ascomycota, Eurotiomycetes, Eurotiales, Trichocomaceae. Gene Ontology annotation, molecular function: ATP hydrolysis activity; ABC-type transporter activity; ATP binding. The transcript has 3 exons. Gene Ontology annotation, biological process: transmembrane transport.